Colossoma macropomum (tambaqui) is the source of this 3376-nucleotide messenger RNA. It is a transcript of the gene ppp1r11, whose product is annotated as protein phosphatase 1, regulatory (inhibitor) subunit 11. The record is from RefSeq and is a predicted model, not a curated record. The transcript has 3 exons. NCBI's taxonomy places the organism in Eukaryota, Metazoa, Chordata, Actinopteri, Characiformes, Serrasalmidae. Bases 96 to 464 code for a protein of 122 amino acids. Gene Ontology annotation, molecular function: protein serine/threonine phosphatase inhibitor activity; protein phosphatase 1 binding. Gene Ontology annotation, cellular component: nucleus.
AGCCAGGCGACUCAUCCAGGGGGGCGUCCUAGACUGUAGAGGCUUCGCCGUUGUUUUGCAGGAGGGAGCUGUUAGCUUCGUGAGCCACCGUGAGCAUGGCGGAGGUCCCUGGUCCGUCCAGCGAGACGAUAACGGAGACGGUGCCGACGGGCGCGCCUCCUCCGCCGCCUCAGCAGGAGGGGAGAAGCUUGACCAUCAAACUUCGAAAGAGGAAGACUGAGAAAAAGGUUGAGUGGUCCAGUGACACGGUGGACAAUGAACAUUUGGGUAGGAGGUCCUCAAAGUGUUGUUGCGUUUACGAGAAGCCUCGGCAGUUUGGCGAAUCCUCCACGGAGAGCGAGGGAGAGGACGAAGAAGGCUGCGGCAGCGCACACUGCAUUCUGGGACACGGGAGAGCUCAUGGACAGAGAGGGAGCGGCGGGGCUACAGCGCCCCCUGGCUCCGGGGGUACAAACCCUCACUAAUCAGGAGUGAGAGGGAAGUUAUUUGGUGGGGGAAAAAGUAAAGGGCAGGGUGGACGACACGUUCAUAAUUUUACAUCCAGCUACUCACAUUGAAUUCAGUCACCGCAUUGCUGUUUCAGAUAGCGGUUUGAUGAGCGGAAGCUUGUAGGCAAAUGCAGGAAGACACUUUUGUUUUUUGUUUUGUUUUUUUUUUUUCUGCUAUCUUUUAAUGUGAUUAGUAGGAAGACUUGACAGUUCUUGCCAUCUGAAUGCUAUGGAAGUUUUGGCUUCGUUGUACAUAGGACGGUUGAUUUUUAUUUCUUUUUGUAAAGUUCUUUAUUUAUUUGUCUUGAACAUUCACACACGAUCAUACCAAUUCUGUCUCCUCACAUAGUUUCUUUUUCUUUUAAUGCAAGUAAAAAGGAUUAAGAGCCCUGACGAAGCUUGAGCCAGUGAUUGUGUAGUGUAAUGGUCUGUUGCAGUAAACGUCUCGCAACGUCAGGCUGCCAGGCAGAUGCUUCUGAAGGUUAGAACAAGGUUCCAACCAAGGUUCCGAGUAGGGCUACACAAUAUUGACAAAAUACGGCGUUGUGGAUAUAUUGCUGCAUAUCGUGAUUGCAGCAGGCCUUGCAGUGUAGUAAAACACCUUGAUGUCACAAGGUUAAAGAUUGGCCAGAAUGUAGGGAUGCAUGAUGAUAUUGGGAUCAAAUUAGUAUCGCAUUAGACAGAUGAUGCACCAGUCAUACAUUCUUAUGUCUGGUUCCUAUUCUGAUUUUUUUUACAGUUGAAUUGACCAAUGGAUUUUAAAGAACAUUUUUUUUUUAUUCACAGUGUGUUAAUUCACACUGUGUGGGCUAAAUGAACACAUGAAACACAGUAGUACAUUUCCAUUAGCCAAAGUCACAAUAUAAAUAGCAUAAUUUGGUCUUUUAAUGAACCAAACUUAAAAUGAUUAAAUAAAGAAUCAGUUGCCUGUUUAAAUAAUGUGCUAGGUAAAUAAGUGCUUUAUUGAAAGCAAGAGGCGACUGGCUAUUUAGUACAAUGAGUCAUUUUGGUACAAGUGCAGCAGCAGCAUUCACAUAAGUGCACUUACCUGACUCGCAUUAUUUACCACAAUGUUUGCCACACAGACCUGCCAAUGUAAAAAAUACUGUGGCUGAUUGUCAAGCUCAGACAAGUUUUGAGCAAAAAUCAGCCGAUUCCAAUCUUGGCCAUUUCUGAUGCAUCCCUAGAUUAGAUUUGACUAAUAUUUCAGACUGAUAUUUGAUGUAUUUAUUGAGCUCCAGCACAUUUAAGUGACGCUGGGUUACUACGCUAAAAUAUUUACAUUUGUUCUACUGCAUUUGUAACACUACAGCGAGUCAUAUGUCUCUGUUAUGCUAAUCCAGGUCGAUCUAGUCCCAGUUUCUACACUUUAUAAGUAUGAAUAUCUGCAGAUAUGUAUGGGAACAAUGUUGUGGUUGGUGUAGUGUAGUGGGUAACACCUCUGCCUCCUACGCUGUAGACUGGGGUUCAGUACCUCGCCUGGGCAAGCACCCUACACGAUACCAGUAAGAGUCCUUGGACAAGACUAUUAACAUUACCUUCACCUGCCUGUGUAAAAUGGUCUAAUUGUAAGCUCACUCUGGGUAAGAGCGUCUGCCAAAUGCCAUAAAUGUAAAUGUGCUCUGGAAGCGCAGAACAUUGAGGCGAUUCCGGGUUACUGCACUAAUGUGCUCUGGAAAAAUAUUAAAUAUCGUUAUCAGCUCUGAUUUCCCAUAUCGUUGCAUCCCUACCAAAAUUAAUUACUAUUAAAAAAAGUUAAAUAAUAAAAAGGUGCCACAAAAAGCUCUUUGAAUGACGCCACAAAAGAACCAUGAUUGAAAAGAGAUUUUGACCAUGAUGAACAUUUUUCUAAUGUUUAAAAAACCUGCACAUAAUUUAAAGGCCCUAUACAAAUUUAGGUGUACUUCCUAGAACCUUUACGUUAUUUGGAGGCUCUUUAAACUUAAAAAAGGCUCUUUACGGUUACAUCCAAUUUAUGUAAGUGGUUCUCUAAAGAUCUGUCCAUGAAAGGCUUUUUAAGAAACCAAGUCUUUUGCAUGUGGCAUUAUGCAAAAAACUUUUUGAUCCCAUUUUUGAGUGUUGUUGGAUCAUGUGAAUGCUUUGAUUCAUCAAAAUGUCCGCAGAAAUUAAUCUGGAUCAUCUGUGAUUGGUCAGGAUGCAAAAAGCGCAUUUGCAGUAUCAGUAUUGAAAAGGCCAACACUGCAAUAAUGAAUAACGAUAUAUUGUGUAGCCCUAAUUGUUAGUCUGAAACCUCGAUAAAGGUUGUAUAACCCAAAGAGCGAAGAUCGGAACCUUCUCAGAAAAUAUUGAAAAUAGUAUUACUGUUGGAGUAGACACAGAAGAUGUGAUUAUUUAAGCUUCUAAAGAUGUAAUGCAGUGCUUUUUCAUGACUCUUGAGAUGAUCUAAGUGAUUUUUACUGAGUGCGUGAACGAAUUGUGUUUUCUCUCGUGAUGCACUUCACGCAGUGUAAAGUAAACGAAGACGUCGAGAGACUUUCACUCAUCCACAUGAGCACAGUGAAUAAUUUCCUCCAUCCGUCAUCUCAUUUAAUAGCGUCACUACUGAUUCUGUUCUACUUAGACAAUCAGAGUAUAAUCACGAGAUAUGAUUAAAGGCACCGUGCAUGUACAUAGAACAAGCAGGAAGCUUCACCAUGGCAACUGUUUCAGGAGAAGAAGCAAAGUUAAAAGGGGACUGAGAUUGAAAAACAGUUUGGUGUUGAUUGGAAUUGAUUUAAACACAUCAGUACAUGAGCGAUCUGUUAAAAUCUGUUUAAAGGGAGCAAAGACUAUGAACAUCAACACAGGUGAUUAGUACUGCAAGAGAAAUGAUGUAAUAUUCCAGUGAUGUCAGCAUGAUGUCAAUAAUAAAGUGAUUUUAAAAGAAA